AUCUGCAUAUGAAUGAGGCCAGCACAAAAAUGCUGACUCCCCACUUCCUGCCCAGCCCUGGCACUGGCCCUGGGCCUGGGCCUGGCUGCCCUCUGCUCCUCCUGCUGUGCUGAGGGGAGGCCACGCCUGGCUCUGGUAUAAGAGGCAGCCUGUCCACCUCGCCUGACACUGGGGACCAGGACCCACACCGGACACUGCUGUGAGGCCUGGGAGAGCCCGCAUUCCUUUGGAGACAGGCUAAGAGAGACUGAAGCUCCGGGGCAGGGCUACGGCCUGUGUUCACAUACUGCAGCCCAGGAUGUCUGAGAUGGAGAAGGCUGUGGUGGCCCUGAUUGAUGUCUUCCAUCAGUAUUCCAGCAGGGAGGGUGACAAGCACAAGCUCAAGAAAUCUGAGCUCAAGGAGCUUAUCAAUACAGAGCUCUCCCACUUCCUGGAGAUCAAGGAACAGGAGGCUGUGGACAAGGUCAUGGACAUUUUGGACCAGGACGGAGAUGGGGAGUGUGACUUCCAGGAAUUUGUAGCCUUUGUUGCUAUGGUCACCACCGCCUGCCAUGAGUUCUUUGAGUGAAGCCUCUGGGCCUGGGGCCUGUGCAGGGUGGGCCCCAGGAGGCUGCCCGGUGCACCUGCACUGUAGCCAAUAGGAAGCUAGAUCUGCUUUGUGAA
This is a messenger RNA of Erinaceus europaeus (western European hedgehog), 663 nucleotides long. It is a transcript of the gene S100B, whose product is annotated as S100 calcium binding protein B. The transcript is spliced from 4 exons. NCBI's taxonomy places the organism in Eukaryota, Metazoa, Chordata, Mammalia, Eulipotyphla, Erinaceidae. Bases 299 to 568 code for a protein of 89 amino acids. Gene Ontology annotation, biological process: positive regulation of canonical NF-kappaB signal transduction; positive regulation of cell population proliferation. Gene Ontology annotation, cellular component: cytoplasm; nucleus. The record is from RefSeq and is a predicted model, not a curated record. Gene Ontology annotation, molecular function: RAGE receptor binding; calcium ion binding; S100 protein binding.